Molecule: messenger RNA, 783 nt
Organism: Anisakis simplex (herring worm)
Lineage: Eukaryota; Metazoa; Nematoda; Chromadorea; Rhabditida; Anisakidae
Source: the annotation of a GenBank genome assembly
UGGAGCGAUGUUAAAGAAGAAGACCGAUCGAGUAUUAUCGAGAUGAUCGAGAAUUUGUCGAAACUACGAUCUGCAAAAAAAGCACCGGACAAAGAUCCGAAGCGACGCAAAUCAAAUGUGGAGACAAACAAAAGUAACGACGAUUCAAAGAAAACACCAAAGAAGGAAACUGACAAUAAGGCAAAACAAUUGCAACCGACCGAAAAAAAGAGUUUCGAUAAGGAAGAGGCAAAAAAGCAAAGAAGAAUCACAGAUAAAAGGAAUGACAAGUCAUCGAAGAAUGCCGAUUCGCAUGAGGAAGUGGAUGUGGAGCAGCAGUCAUCGUCUGCUUCUGCAGUGCACAAACAUUCUGAGCAUGACAAAGACAAGAAGAGACCUGAGAAGAGGAAGUUAGUAAAGGAGGUGGAUGAGUGCAACGAGAAGAAGACGGACGAUGCUGAUCGAGACCAGCCGAACGAGAAGAAAAGUAAGCGGAAAUCGGUGGAUGAAAAGGAUGAAUCUGAGAUGAAGAAACGCUCAAAAUUUGAUUCAUUCAAGUUGUUCUGUAAGCUGUGCGACGUGAUCAGUACUGUACCAAAAUAUUCAGACAAAUCCACUGCAGUCAAUCUGUUCAUCAAUAAAGAAGGCUACGAUGGUGAUGUGCUGCUUUUAAUGCAUAUGUUGAUACCAUCUACAGAUCAGCGUGUCUACAAUCUCAAAGAAAAACAACUCAUCAAAUUAUUCUCUUACGUUCGUUCAUUUAUUCUAACAUUCUUUUCACUCGGUUCAUCCUCGAAUACCUAA